Molecule: messenger RNA, 10269 nt
Organism: Linepithema humile (Argentine ant)
Lineage: Eukaryota; Metazoa; Arthropoda; Insecta; Hymenoptera; Formicidae
Gene: tou
Product: toutatis
Cellular component (GO): chromatin
Molecular function (GO): protein binding; DNA binding
Source: RefSeq, a predicted model, not a curated record
CGCGGCGCCACCGGUUCACUCCGCCAUCGGCACCCGCGACGUUCGGACGUGUUGAUCGAGAGACGUGUGACCGCGCACGGCCUCCCCGGUGACUUUGGGCGGACAAGUGCGAGCGUGACGACGACAGUUGAGAACAUUAUAAAUAUCGCGUCGCACGUGAAGCGCAAAUACGGGAAAACGACGGUUGUGUCGUGUGAUGUUCACUGCAGUGCGUCGAAAGUGCGCGUAAGAUAGAGAGAGAGAGAGAGAGAGCCCGACGCGCGAAGACAGAGAGACAAUACGCAUCGAUUAUCCUUUGUGUGAUCCAUCCGUUCGUUCAUCGGAACGCCGCGGUAACGCGACGUGUCAUGCCGAGAAGGAGCGACGAAACGGAGUAGUGAAAGAGAAAAGGAGACGAAGUGCGCAGACAGUGCGAGAGCGUGGUUCUUGCGUUUUCUCCUUCUCUGUCUCUCUUACUUGUCGCGGAGAUUCAUCGGUCGCCGCGGCUCGUGUUACCUGAGCCCGUGAACGUCCCCCUCGCCGCGAGAGCUGCAAAGUUCCCCCUCGAUAAUCUUUCUUCUUCGUGACUUAGCCUGCAGUCGUCGACGAGUGACAAGCAGCCGCCUCGUGACAACGUUCGUGUCAAGGCACAUACGUUGGACGAGACACAGUUCGCGCUCGGUCGCAGGCAUAACGGUGUUUUCGGAGUAACGCGUGACGCGAAGAAGCAUGAGGUUGUUCGCGAAAUAGCGACGUCCGAGAAUAGGAAGAGACUCGCGCUGCUCGUCGCGCGAUCAGACGGACGACGCGACGCAAUUCGACCUGACGUUUCCUUUUCGGCCGGCGAAGUGGAAUUUCGCAGAGUGAGAGAACCGCCGACUGUGAUGCCCACCGACAACGAGCUCUUGUGAAAUCGCGGAAGGUGACACGGCGCGUUUGUGCGUUGAGGAGUAAACGGCCCGGCGACCUCGCGGAAGCAAGGAGAGUGGAAAGAAGAGACUGGCGAGUGCUGUUUUGAAGGAGUUCUUCUCGUUUCGGUGAAGCCGAGGAGUAACGAUUCACACGAGGAUCAGCGCCACCAUCGAUCUUGCUGCACCAUUGGAUAUGUCGCGAUGGAGCUCGAGAUAGAAACCAGAUGCGAUGGAGCCUCGUGGCGUCGGCUUCUACUAUGAGUUGAGGCUUCGUAAUUAAUCGGGGACUGGCAUGGAGAAGGAGAACUCCGCAUCGGGCGGAGGCGGCGGUGGUGGCGGUGCUGAAGCAGCAGCGGCAGCGACUCCGGGCGCCACUUCCACCUCCGAGAAACUCCAGGCGGACCAGGCCAAUCCGUUGCUCGAUCCUACUACACUCUUCGGUGCAUACUGGCCUCGAGGCGACAGCGCGGCGUCGUCUCUCUUCGGUGGGAUACCGGGUGGCUAUGGCUUGGGGGCCCACCAUUUGCCAUACGCUAUUCUGGGCCGAGGGGGUUCAGCGCCUGGCUUCGGGGGCCACACUCCGGCCUCGGCGCCACCCCCGUCGCCGUAUUCUCACAGCAGCCUCGGUACGCUCGGCGUGGCUGCCACUCAAGCUGCGAGUCUAGGUAUCACUCCAGCCAGUGCAGCAUGGUGGACAAUGGCCUCUCAUCUGGCGGCGCAGGACUACAUCGCGAGGCUAGGAGCGGCAGGACUUUCCGGAUUUCCACCUGGUGCCGAGAGCCUUCUGCCAUCCUACCCUCCUACCUCUCUACUUAAUCCCCCGUCCCUCUCGUCCCACAAGUCUAGUAAGUCUAAGUCAAGUAAAAGUCACAAGACGCCAGCUAGCAGUAGUAGUUCGACGACGCCGAGUAUGACGAGCAGCCUGCCGGUGUCUACUCAGUCGCCGGUGACAUCCUCUCAUCACAGCACCCCGGUCAGCAGUGCGCCAAAUUCGCAAACGAAUGUCGUCAGUUCUGCGAAGGAAGGAAGCGAUCCCAGCAGUAUAUUGGGAGGUGUGCGUCUACCUCCCGACACGGAAAUUAUCAAGUACACGUCGAGUAUAGUCGGUCCAAAGAUUCCCGGGACGACGAACCGCGGCAGGAAAAAGACAAUAUCCUUGGACACUCCCAGCGUCAGUGUGCACGCGCCGCCCGUCCCAGCUCUUAGUGCGCAUCAGACGAACACGACGUCAUCGUCGUCGCUGAUGAUGGAGCCGAGGAAGUACAAUCGCACGGGGACUGACUCGAGCGAGUACAGAGAUUCAGUCGAUCGAGUCGAAGUGAUUAAGUUGCCGGCUCAUUCGACCAACGGCUCCAUUCUGUCGGCGCCGCCGGCGUAUACCAGUAGCAGCAGCACCACCAGCAGCAACAGCAACAAUAAUACCAAUGCCAACAACAACGUCAACGACUCAGACGCGCCCUUAAAUCUCUCCUUGAAGCCUGCAACGACGAGCAAUAGCUCGCCGAUUUCCGGUAGUCAGCCGCUCAGUCAGCUCAGUAAUUUAAGUCAAUCGCUACUUGCCUCUGAUCGAACGUCGAGACGGAAGCCGGGACCCAAACCGAGAAGAGUGCCGCAGAAUUCGGUGCCGGUGCCGGCGUCGCCUAGUCCCUCCUUGGCGCAGCUCUUCGCCGCCGCAGACUCGCCGCAGCGGCCGAGCAGCGGUAGCGAGGAAAGUGAGGGCGCGAGCACCGCCACUCAUCACAAGGACGGCAGGCCGCGAAAUCUCGGCCGCGGUGUAUCGAAGCCUAAGAAAAACACGGUCGCCUCGCUGCUGGCUCAGAGCAGAGCCCUGGGAAUUAAACCCAGCCCGACCUUGGAUCCAAACGUGCCAUUGUCUCACCAGCAAGUGUCGUUACUCAGGACGAACAUACUGGCGGCCCAGAUGCACGUUUCCGCUGCCGCCGGGCAAAAUGACGAUAAGAAUCAGUACUAUCAUUUGCUAAAGAAGAUACAGAAGAAGAAGCAACCUCGACCAAAUCGUGCUUCGUGGGCGAGGAAUCACGAGAAGAUGAAGAACAAAUUAUUGGAGGCGUCGGGGGAGGAGAGCAAUAUGGACGUGACCAGCGAGAGCGGCAGUAACACCGACGUGGUCACGGACACCGACGACGACAACGCGGAGGGCACACCAAGCGCGAAACGGAGGAAGCUCAGGCCCAGCGAAAGAGAUCUCCAAAUGCCGCUGGAGCGCGGCUGGAAGCGUGAAACGGUUAUCAAGGGACUAGGAAAGACGGGAGUGAUAAAAGGCGACGUGUCCUAUUACAGCCCCUGCGGGAAAACUUUUAGAAGCAGUCCCGAUCUAGUGAAGUUUCUGGAGCAUCAGAAUCCCGCCGAGUUAACAACCGCCAAUUUCUCGUUCUCUUCCCGUCCGUUGGUCGGAGAAUUUCUUCAGCCAACAAUGGGCUUGGCGGAAGCCGAAUUCGUCAGACUCGGUGCCCAGGAAGUAGCGAGAAGAUUGGAGGAACUCAGAGCGGCUGGCGGCUUGAGAGACGUACGGACAAAUAAUCAGUACGAGAGAGCAGACAAGCUAGCUUACGCGAAGAAGCUCGCGAAGGAAGAAGCACAACGACACAAAGAACAAGCUAGGCUUAUUAAGGAGCAGGAGAAGUCGGAGCGACAGGAAGCCGUGAGGCGGGAGCGGGAGAUCAGGAAUCAACAGCUGCUCGAGGCCCGGAAAAAACGGCACGAAGAGGUGGAGAAGAUCCGACUGGAAGAACAACAAAGGAAGCAACAGGAACGAGAGCUGAAGAGGCAGCAGGCGGUCAUGCUGAAGGAGCAGAUGUACAUGCAGGAGCUCACCAAGCAGCGCGAGAUGCUCUACACCGUCGAGCUGGAGAGAGAAAGAAGGAGGCAACACAUGGCUCUGGUGCGGGCGUUGGAGAACCGUCGGAAAAUGGAAGAGAAAGAGAAGAAGCGCCUGGAGGCCAGAGCCGAGAGAAUAGCGACGAAAGAGAAACGGGCGGAACAGAGAAGGGUCGAGAUGGAGUUGAUCGAGCAAAUUCGCAAGCCUGUGGAGGAUAUGGAACUGACAGAUCACAGACCACUGCCGGAAAUCAAGAGAUUACCUGGACUCAAACUAUCCGGGCAAGCUUUCGCGGACAUCGUCAUGGUUUUCGAAUUUCUGCACAAUUUCGGGGAGACUUUGGGUUUCGAUAUGGAAUCGCUGCCAAGCCUGAAGAGUCUUCAGCUCGCUCUCCUCAACGACGAGGAAGCCGAGGAGGAGAUGUUGUCGGUAAUGACGCAUCUGUUGGUCUGCGCUAUCGAGGAUCCGGGGAUUCCGCAACCGGCCAGGCACACCACAGGCUUAGGCCAAAGUUUGCGCCAGGCUGACAUCACUCACGCCAACAUUAGCGAAGUCCUGCGAAUUUAUCUGUACGCGAACGCGACCGGCGAAGUGAAGGCUCUCACGGGGGUGUGUCUUGAGCGUGAGCGUGACAAGAAGUUCGCCGAUCAUCAUCAGAACGGCGGCGAUUACGCUUCGACCUGCUCGGGAAAGAACGCGCAGUUCUACGAGCACUUGCACAACAACGAAACGUGGAAGAUGUCGGAAAGAUUACGGGACAAGCCUUUUUUGGCGUUGAACCCGACGCACAAGGCACAAAUGCUCGCUUUCCUCUGCAACGAGCUGCUGCAAAAUAAGGCUGUGAUCAGACAGAUAGAGGGUAGCCUCGAGACGGUAGCUCAGCUGAAGAAGGAGAGGUUCGUCUUGGAUACCAAGAUCAGAAAGCUUAGACAAUUGCAUAGUCGAAAAGUGCGGAUGGAAGCUGUCGGCGUCAUCGUGAACAAAAUCGGUGACACGAUUACUAUCGAGAAAAAAGAAGGCGAAGAGGAAAGCAAUACCACGUCUACUGCUGUAGGCACGACGCCUACGCCGGACGAGAUUCAUCACGAGGAUGAAGUAGAAGACAUGUCUGAGAAUGAGAGCGAAGGCACUCAGCCGGAAGAGGAGGAGGACAAGAAUUUGUCUGGCGAGGAAUUGGGCAAAAAGUUGGACAAGCUGUUGAAGCAGUCGGAGGAGCAAUUGCAAAAGUUGAAUAGCUCCUCGAAACAGUUACGGGCGCACAUCUUUGGCCAAGACAGAUUUUGGAGGAGAUAUUGGGAAUUAGCAUGCGCUGGUGGCAUCUUUGUGGAAGCUAUGGAGAGUGCUGAACCAGAGAUACUCGAACUCCAAGCCGACCUGGACGAAAAGUACAAAAAUAUGCCAAUAGAGGAGAAAUCUGAAGUGAAACAGGAGGGCGAAAGCAAGAAGAAUUGCGAGAAUCGCGAGAAUGAAGCGCCGAACGAAGUGAAGGGUGAAAAGAAGCACAAUUCGAGCGAGCAGAACGACGACGUGAAAUGUCACGGGGACAAGGUGAAGUCCGAGGUGGAGGAUGUUAAUUGCAAGAAGGAGCCUGUACAAAACUGCGGCUCGGAGAAUUCCGAGGGCACGAAGGAGCAAAAAAGGAGCAACGACGUCGACAGCACGAUGACGGACGCGAAGACGAACGUCACGUCUGAAGAAAUAAAGCAGGAGACGGAAGUGGUCGGUAUGGACGUCGACGCGAAGACUGAGGACGUGAAGAAGGAAAACGAGGAAAUGGACGAGGACGUGGCGAAGCCGCUGGUGAAGACGAUGGAGGACAAGAUCGUCGAGACGAUCCCGAACGGCGACAAGUUCAACCACGUCAAUAAUCUGCACAACGGGAGGGAACUCAACGGCUCUUUCAUUUCUAUCAUGUCGAUCAUUUCAGACAGCAGCAAUACGGAGCCCAAUUGGUUCUCCAUUUUGCCGCGUGAGACGUGCGACACUCCGGGGCCCAGCACGAAACAAAUCUUCGGCAUAGCCGAACCGACUGAGCUCAGAAUCCCGAUAUUCCCGCCACCGGCUAGUCCGAGUUACGACAGAUGCGACAGUCCAGCGCCUCUGAUACUGACGCAGGAUGAGGCGGUGCAGCUGGAAUAUUUGAAAGUGCACGGUCUACCACCACCCGGAGAGGCCAAACCGGUAUCGAAAGAUCUCAGGUACGGUUGGUGGAGAAUAACGGACGUCGAUACGUUCCAAGAACUCUUGGAACACUUACAUUCUCGCGGCGUCCGUGAGAAAGAGUUAAAGCGCACAACGUGGGCGACAAUGGAGUCCUUCCUGGCGGUAACCGGUAGAAUUAAUGUCGAUCCCGGCAAUAUCAUCGCCACAGAGCUCCAAGCGCAACCAGACGACGCUAACACGCCAAUCCCGAAGCCCGACAAUCCGAACAUCUGGAGUGAGCAAGUAGCGCUGCGUGUAGACGCUCAGCUUUUGGAGCAGGUGGAAGCGCUCGAAGACAAAGUAGCUAACGCUAGCAUGCAGGUCAAGGGCUGGAAGCUUCCUCCGCGAGCCGGCACCGAAGAAGCCGAGGAAAUUGAAAAGCUGAACGAAAUGGAGAAGAUCAGCGCGGUCGAACAAGCACGGCAAAGGCUACUUUCCUUGGAGGCAGCUAUAGAAAGGAGAUACUUAAAACCACCUUUGGGCGUUUGCACGGGAGAUCCCAACCUGGCAGCCCUCAAGGCGGAACAGGCGGCGGCAGCGGCUAACGCAAACUCGAAUAACUCCGAGCAGAAUAACCAGGCGCCCGCACCGCCGGAGGAAACGACACCGCGGGGUCUGAACACCUGGCGAGAGGCAACCGCGCGAGCGCACACAUCGGCGCAACUCGCCAUGGCGCUCUACAUGCUCGAGGCCAGCAUCGCUUGGGACAAGAGCAUCAUGAAGGCUGUGAGUCUAACAACAGCUAGAAACUCGGUCUGCGCCAAGCUGCGAAACCGCUGCGUCUCACUCAAAGCUACCAAUCAGUACAAACAGCUAUUGACUACUUCUCAGACCUCUAAUUGCCAGUUUUGUCAUAGUGGGGACAACGAAGAUAAGCUGCUGCUCUGUGAUGGCUGUGAUCGUGGCUACCAUACUUACUGUUUCCGUCCAAAAAUGGAAAACAUUCCUGAUGGUGACUGGUAUUGUCACGAGUGUAUGAACAAAGCAACAGGUGAACGCAAUUGUUUAGUAUGCGGGAAGAGGGCGGGUAAAAACUUGGUCCUAUGCGAACUCUGUCCCAGAGCUUAUCACACUGACUGCCAUAAUCCUGUCAUGCCAAAAAUGCCGCGAGGAAAAUGGUAUUGCUCUAAUUGCCACAGUAAACAACCAAAGAAGAGAAAUAGUAGUCGAAGGAGUCAUACCAAAGGGGGAGGCACCAGAGAAAGUGAAAGUUCUGAUCAUCCACCAGCUAGUCCAACGCCGUCAACGGCAUCGAACACGCACGUAGAGGACGUCAGUUCGUCGGAACCGGCAACACCUACUGCCUCGCCACGGAAGGAGGGUAACAAUCGGACGCUCACGAAGAAGCAACAACGAGAGCUGGCGCCUUGUAAGAUACUCCUCGAACAGUUGGAGCAACAGGACGAGGCCUGGCCGUUCCUCCUGCCGGUGAACACCAAACAGUUCCCGACCUACAAGAAAAUCAUAAAAACCCCCAUGGAUCUCAGUACGAUUAAGAAGAAGUUGCAGGACUCCGCGUACAAGUCUCGCGAUGAGUUUUGCGCCGAUGUCAGGCAGAUGUUCAUCAACUGCGAGGUAUUCAACGAGGACGACAGUCCUGUGGGCAAGGCCGGCCAUGGGAUGCGCAGUUUCUUCGAAAUGCGCUGGACCGAGAUCACCGGCGCACCGCCCCCGCACCCGCAAACGCAUAGCUGAGGCUCGGUACGUUCGCGCAACACCUGCAACAGCUUCGCCCACUUCUACUACUAGGAUAACUUUGCACCGCGUCGCUGCGACAAGCCGACAGUUGUCGAGAGGGGACUGAUCCACCCUUGCAUUCACACUUUCGAGCAUUAGUCGACCUCGUUUUAGCGGCCGAUCGAGAACUUUUCCAUUGUAAGAAAUAAUCGUUGCGAACGCGGGUACACUCGCCUACCGUAUCAUUCAUUCUUCAUCGUUGUCGCCGUGCAUGGGCGCAUCUUUCCCGCGUUUCGUAAGAUGCUCCAUAUAUAUAUAUAUAUAUACUCGGGUACGCAUUGUGUGACACGAGUGUAUCUCGUACUUUUAGUCUCCUAUCAGCACCCACGGCGUGGUCAAACUUAUUCAUUGUAAAGUAUUACACCGAGACACCGUUCACGGCCGAUCGGAUACUCGGCUUCGGUUUUAACGAGAAUCUUUGCGAGAAGGCUUCGCAGUGUUUGAUCUUCGGUCUCUGCGGUAACGAGAGCUUCUCGACGUCGACGUGAUUAAUCAGAUAAGAGACAUGCGUUGUUUCGAUUCCCGCCGAUUGGGGUGAAGCAAUGCGAGUGGUCAUUGUACUUACCGAUAAACAAGUGAAUAUUUGCCUAAGCGAUUAAAGUGUAAUUUGCGAUUGUAUUAUACAGGCUUAAUGCCGACGCGUCGUCGGCGAAAGAAAUAUUUUGCAAAGUAAUUAAUGUGAAAAAAAGAGAGAAGUUAUAUAUAUAUACAUAAAUAUAUAUAUAUAUAUAAAUAUAUAAAUAUGAAUAUAGUGUACAUGUAUUGUACACGUCACACAUACAUACACUCAUACAUACACCUUUGCCCACGGAUGAGCACGAUAAGGGUAUUAUUCGCUGUAGAAGUAGAAUAGACAAAACGAUGGACGAAGUUAAUGUUUGAAUUGAAGAAAGGAUCUUAACACCGUUUCGUAUAAUCAUUUUCAGUCCUUACAUUUGCUUUUAGCAUUGGAUUUCGUUAAUUCGCGAGUAUACGAAGAAAAAGGGCACACGAAGUACGCAGAGCGAAAUUCGUAAUACGACAAAGAGGAAGCAGAUAUUCCUAUUUUCACAUAUCGAUAUUUUAGAACAAGAAUAUACGUCUGACCGCUAUAUAGAUUCGCGAAUGUGGCAAAUUAAUAGAUAUAGCCUGUCGCGAUCAUGAUUUCUUUUUUCAAGUGAGGAAAUUUACGCGAUUCUUUUAACGUAACCGGCGAUUAUUAUUUAUAAACACGUGUCGAGCCUUGCAUAUUCUGCAUAUUAAUUAUACGUUUAAAAAGAUGUUAUCGUUCGUAGAGAAAUGUCAAGUCUUUAGAAUUCUCCGCCUGCUUGAUUUUACGCAUCGCAAUGCAAGAAAAUGUCGUUCCGAAUAGUAUUUUCACACAUUGUGUAUACAAAUUCGAAAUUAUUCACUGCCGUUAAAGAGAUUCGUAAGAGUUGCAUCGCAUUGAGAUCAACAGCCCAAGAUACUUAUUUAAAUAUAGAAGAGAUUAUUAAUUAAUCAUCCGUGAAUGACAGCGAUUCUUCUGGUUUCAUCAUUUUUCGUUUAUCAAAUGUCGCAGAAGUUCCGAAUCGACACACACACAUACGAAAUUAGACGUUCAGGGAUGAACAUUGCGAGAAACUGUGUUGUCUAUUUGUCAAAUUAAUUCUCACGUCUGAUAAUGCACUUAACAUAAAACGCGCCAUUCGCAUAUAACGCAAGUAAAAAGUGCAUUGUACGGACGUCUUUGAGGAAAUAAACUCUUUUCAACAGCAACAGAUGCGAUUGUAUAUUUUGGUUUGUCAUAGAAAAUCACUACAUUCGUAUUCGUCAUGGUGUGUAGUAUUAUUACAAUGUAAGCACUAUCGCAAUUUUAGGCGCGCCGAGUUUAACGACAGAAUCUUGCAUUCUCUCCCAUUAGCGCAGAGUUUUCUAAGAAAUAACGAUCGUCAACGUAUGUUAGGAUCGAGAUUUUUCAAACGAUAUAUUGUCAUCGUAGAAUAAACGCGAAGAGAUAAUACAUUGCGAUGCGAGUAUGUCGGAUUGUAGCAAGUUUCUUCGAUUAUAAUAAGCCGUGAUACCUUUGUAAGUGUGACCAUUUUACGCGAGACGGUGUGAACGAUGUAACGGGAGCGUUACUGCUCCUGCUCUUGUUUUGUAUGUAAUUGAUGUACAUUAUUCCUCGUAAUAGCGAAUAGUUGAUAAUAAUGAGAGAGAGAGAGAGAGAAAGAAAGAGAGAGAAAGAGAGCGAAAGAAAGAGAGCCGAAGGAAGAGAAAGUUCAGCCGUAGCGUGACGUGCUAAAUGAUUACGGUUUAAAGAAGUAAAGAGAAACAUUCGCGUAGUGUGUACAAGUAUUAGUUAGAGUAUAAAUGCCAGCGGAGGAGCUAUUACGAAAUAAAGAUAAUUAAUAUCGUUCAAGAUGCGACUGAAACGCAGCGACGCUGUCACGAAUCGUCGCGACGUUGUAAUUUAGGAAACGAACAGACGGUAAGAUCGCUAACGAGACUGCGCGAUUAUACUGUGACUUUUGUGACGUUUUAAAAUGCGUUCGAGUAUCGGCACACACAUAGUCUGUUAGUUUCAUCCUAAAAAAACUUGUUGACAUAUUGUAGUUUGGCAAAAGUUAUAAAAAAAAAAAA